AUGGACAAUGCACCACAACAAGACCAACCGCAGCAAGACUCCACCGGGUCCCUGGACGGGAAGCCCCAAGGGAUCAUUGUCCUGACUGAAAACCUCAAGAAGCCUGAGGCCCAAGAUCAACAACCAGAGGCGGCGACCAAUCCGACCCCGGAGCCCGCAAAGUUGGACCGCCCUGGCCAGGAAGAGAAAGAAGACGAAGCUACCAGUUCACCGGCGCCCUGUAUCGACUUUGUCACCCUUGGAAUGUUUAUUAUCGACGACAUCGACUUUGCACCACCAAAGACUGCCGUCAAGGACAUUCUCGGGGGGGCUGGCUCAUAUUCGGCCCUGGGCGCCCGCCUUUUCUCGCCACCACCCAAGUCUUCUACUGUGGGUUGGAUUGUUGACAAGGGCAAUGAUUUUCCGGCAUCAGCGGCGGAUAUCAUCGACAGCUGGGGCACAUCGGUUGUCAUCCGUGAGGACACUGAGCGCCUCACCACCCGAGGCUGGAAUGGUUAUGUUGGAACUUCGGAGCAGCGGUCCUUUAAAUACAUGACGGCUAAAAAGCGUCUCACGGCUGAGGACCUGACACCAAAUCUCCUUCAGGCAAGGGCUUUCCAUCUCAUCUGCUCCCCCCUUCGUUGCCAGCAACUUGUCGCCGACAUCUCAGCACGUCGCAAGGCAGCAAAUCCCGACAACUACACUAGACCAAUAUACAUUUGGGAGCCAGUGCCGGACCUCUGCACCCCAGACGAGUUACUUAACUGCACAAACACCUUGCCAGUUGUGGAUAUAUGCAGCCCCAACCACUCCGAGCUUGCCGGAUUCAUGGGAGAUGAUGGCCUAGACCCGGAAACUGGUGAAAUUUCCACAGUUUCCGUUGAGCGGGCCUGCGAACAACUGCUUGCUAGUAUGCCCCUCCAGUCCUUCACGCUGGUAGUGCGUGUCGGGGAGAAAGGGUGCUACAUAGCAAAGAACGGCGGGAGGAAGCGGCAACGUGACCCUGCAUCCUCCACCAAGCGACGCAAGAAAAAUUACGUCAGAGGUGGUCUACAGCCAGAUACUGACAUGGAGGCGCUCUUCGCUGGCCUCCUCCAGGACGACGAUGGCCUGGUUGCCCGCGAAGAGAUUGAAGUCGAUCCCGGCAUUGAACGGUGGCUUCCCGCCUACCAUCAGAACGCAUCCAAGGUCGUUGAUCCGACAGGAGGUGGCAACACCUUUCUGGGCGGCUUGGCUGUAGCUCUGGCCAGAGGACAUGGUGUUGAGGAGGCCGCCGCAUGGGGCACGGUCGCGGCUAGCUUUGCUAUUGAGCAAAUUGGCGUCCGAUUUUGGAGGCAGGAGAGGAAAACAACGAUGAGAAAUGGAACGGAGAAAGUAUCCAGGAGCGACUGA
Messenger RNA from Clonostachys solani, 1371 nucleotides. Lineage: Eukaryota; Fungi; Ascomycota; Sordariomycetes; Hypocreales; Bionectriaceae. The record is from the annotation of a GenBank genome assembly.